GCUGGAGAAUGAGAGUGCCAAUUACUAACCCCGAGGAAGAAGACGCUUUAUCCUUACCUUUAUCAGGAAUUUAGCAACACAAAUGGCGGCUUCGAACAAGCAGCUGACGUCGUUUUUCAUAGAGGACAUUUUAUCCUUAAAAGAGGGUAAAAAAGAAGACUUCUGCAAAUCUGAGAGCGACAGAGCCGACAGCACAGACGGACGAACAGACUCGGAGGACGUGUCGGUUUGUCAGAGCCCUGACGAUAGAUCAGAGUCGACCGCGGAUUUGGCGGGAGGCGGCGGCGGCGGCGGGAAGAAGAAGCGGUCGCGCGCAGCGUUCACGCACCUGCAGGUGCUGGAGCUGGAGAAGAAGUUCAGCCGCCAGCGCUACCUGAGCGCGCCCGAGCGCGCGCACCUCGCGAACGCGCUGCACCUGACGGAGACGCAGGUGAAGAUCUGGUUCCAGAACAGGAGAUAUAAAACCAAGCGGAGGCAGCUAACGACAGACUUUCAGAAACCCGACGCCACAGUUGUGUCUGCUAGAGAGGAGGACUUCUUCAGAGCUUCGCUUUUAGCGACGGUCUAUAAAUCAUUUCCAUACCGGCCUUACGUGUAUAACUUACACGGACUGAGUGUAUGGAGAUCAGCACUCUGAUGAUAUUUGGGACAUUAAAAUGGACUUUCUCAGAUUAUUGUGAAUAAUAUUCUUAAUUAUUAUGGUGAUUUUUUAUUAUUAUUAUUAUUUUAAGUAUUGUACAGCUUUAUAUUCUGUGAAAUAAAAUAUUUUUAUUAAAGGUG
Molecule: messenger RNA, 780 nt
Organism: Carassius carassius (crucian carp)
Lineage: Eukaryota; Metazoa; Chordata; Actinopteri; Cypriniformes; Cyprinidae
Product: homeobox protein Nkx-3.1-like
Exons: 2
Coding region: 83-637 (184 amino acids)
Biological process (GO): cell differentiation; regulation of transcription by RNA polymerase II
Cellular component (GO): nucleus
Molecular function (GO): RNA polymerase II cis-regulatory region sequence-specific DNA binding; DNA-binding transcription factor activity, RNA polymerase II-specific
Source: RefSeq, a predicted model, not a curated record